This is a messenger RNA of Uloborus diversus, 1854 nucleotides long. Its product is annotated as calphotin-like. The coding region runs from base 72 to 1703 and encodes 543 amino acids. The transcript has 6 exons. Lineage: Eukaryota; Metazoa; Arthropoda; Arachnida; Araneae; Uloboridae. Gene Ontology annotation, molecular function: protein binding; nucleic acid binding. The record is from RefSeq and is a predicted model, not a curated record.
GCGGGAAACUCAACACAAGAUUUCAGAAUAACGGUGGCAGACCUGCAGUAGAAAAGCCUAUCCCAAAACCCAUGCCAGUACCACAGCCUCCCCAAUCGGAAGAAGAUUCACGGGAAAUUACUGACGUGUGCUUCGUAGAUGGACGAUACUACAAUAGUGGCGAAGUCAUAGUGAAGAGCAACCCUUGCGAAAUGUGCCGAUGCUUCUACGGGCAUCCGUUGUGUCAAGUGCAGCAGUGUCCAUCUCCUCCAGAACCGUCCUGCAUCCUCGAAUACCUUCCCGGUUACUGCUGUCCUAGAGUAACAUGUGUCCUUGGGGUUAUCAGCAGCGAAGGGGAUGUUAUGCCACCUCAUUUCUUUGAAGAAGGUCUCAGAAUCAACGCCGAUGGAUACAUUCACGUAUUGGAAACGGUAGUCAAGCCCUGGAUGGACAUGGUGGCCGCCGGAAGAGAUUAUGUCUUCCAGCAGGACUCAGCGCCAGCCCACAAGUCGAGAAGAACCCAAGCGUGGCAUCACAGUAAUGUGCCCUACGACUUGUGGCCACCCUCCAGCCCGGACUGCAAUCCCCUCGAUUACUACUUUUGGGGCGUAGUUGAGGAAAAGGUUAACGCAAAAUUUCAUAAUACCAAGGACGCGCUGAGAGCCACCAUUACUGAGGUGGUGCCCAACGUGGACAGGAAGGAGGUGAAACAUGCAUGCGGAAUCAAAGAAGAUUCUAUUGACAUGGAAGACACUAAACCAUCAAGUGAAGAAAUUCGACCUCCCUUUGUUCCAGCCGAAAGGAACGUUCCUACAAGUCAAGACAUUCGACCGCCUAUUAUUCCUCAAAAAGUUCCAGUGCCAAUUAUGCCAGAGAUCCGGCCGCCUCUUAUUACAUCUGACAACCAGUGGAAACCUCUACCACACGGCCCUAUCUUGAGACCCGCUGAAAAUGUCCCAAAGUAUGAGCCUCCUGUCAUUGUGAACAAACUAGUCGCGGAAUCAAGUUUACCAGUUAAAGAUCCUAGUUUGUCAGAUAUUCCAGAAGUUUAUCCACAGGCGGAUGUAAACAAAGUUGAUAUAGAUCGUAUGGACGUUGACAUAUCUACUCCGGCUACUGAUGAAGCAACAACCACAAUUGCGUCCACAGUACCUCCAGUGAUGCUUUUCCCAACUACUCCAAUAGCUGUUCCAGAAACAACUACAACAGACGAUUCUUUCCCAACUACUCUAUCCGGCGAAGAACUCGUCGAAACUACACUUCCUCCCGCCGCCACGACAGAAAGCAUUCCUCAACUCAACCCCGUCUUCGACCCCAAUGCGACGACGCCAGAAGACACCACUGAGAUUCCAGUCAACAAAUCGGCCGAGAUUCAUGACAAUUCGAGUGGGGUGAGAAAAGUCCUCGAUGAGGGCAUCACUCUCCCGCCGUCGAAAGUGUCUCUCUCGCCCCUGUCCGAAGAGGAAAUCAGCACUGUUCUACCUGUGAUACAAACUCUACCGACGACGACAGGUGUGACCGAAGGGCCGGAUGUCGAGCUGGAUACUUUUCCGAAUGUGGUUGUUGGAGAAUUGCCGGCAGAACUCGGGGGAAACCUCAAAAUUUCUGGAUGUAACGUGUACGGAAAGUACUACAAAAUCAACGACAAAGUUACAGCUCUCAGCAAACCUUGCAGCGACUGCGUUUGCUCCCCUGACGGCAUCGCCUGCAGCGCCACCUGUUGAAAGUAUAAAAAACAAAAGAGGAGAUUUCGGGCAUCAAUGUAAAUUCAAGUGGACAUUUUUUUUGUGGACAAAUCAUAAAAACAAAGUGGCACAUACCCUGGUGUCAACUUUUUUAUGUGUACUGCAUAUAAGAACUUCCGAAACGUCAUCU